Molecule: messenger RNA, 2101 nt
Organism: Engraulis encrasicolus (European anchovy)
Lineage: Eukaryota; Metazoa; Chordata; Actinopteri; Clupeiformes; Engraulidae
Exons: 11
Coding region: 4-1356 (450 amino acids)
Source: RefSeq, a predicted model, not a curated record
UGCAUGAUUUCAAUGGCUUUUCCAUAUGUUCCGGUGGGCUCAGAACCUCCAGAACUCCUGGAUUUUGUGCGUCAACAUUUUGACGAACUCUUCAACUUCGACUUGGGGGAGGUCCAAGUCCCGCUGCCCCUGGUGGAGUGUUCUAUUUUUGAGAUAAAUGAUGUCCGUGCAUCGUUCGUUGUCCAGAUGCAUCGAGAUGAGAUGGUCUGGAAGACGGGGAAAAUAAUGCGCUGCGUGGCGUUCCUCACGGUGGACGUCAUCUUACCGGCACUUACGGUGUGCAAAUCCAUGGAGGGGACCGUCACCCUGGGCAGGGGGUCGGGCGAUGGCCCAUGCCAGCCGGUGCAGCUGCUGCAUUUGGGGGUUGGUGACACCCAGCUGCCACGCAUGCCCGAGACCCUGCCCUUCUCCAAAAGCCACAGACGCAUGAGGGCGUCACUAGUCCUGCAGGGCAGAGGGAGGGCGCGCAGGAUGGCAGCCAACUCUGCCCACUCGAUGGCGUCCUCGCUCUUAGAGAGCCUGGCCCCUGGCCGAGCAGUGUGGGAGAGGGACUCCUCUGGGUGUGAGGACCUGUUCCAGGCCAUCUCUAGUGCGAGGGGCGAGCCAGAGACCGUGAAGUCCCUCCAGUCUCUCAUUGCAACCUACGCUGGCCAGCUGCAUGAGGUGAGAAGGAAGUCUGAGGUGCCACAGGACAUCAGGGACAUCAUCGGGGAAGAUGACAAGACCACGCCCCUCGGCUUCCAGGAGUUCGUGCGGAUCUUUCUCACUCACUUUGUGAUGGAGGCGGGUCGCAUUCUCCUGGAAUGUAUGGUCAACUCCCCCAGGGCUGACCUACUGAUAUACCCUGCGCCGGCAGAGAUGUUUUAUUACCCCCAGAUGUCCUCACGCCUCAGGCAGUUGGAGUUGGAGAUAAUACUGGAGUACAUCUAUAACAGCGUGAAUGACUUCACUGCUCUGGCCGUCGAAAAGGUCGUCGAAAAGGCCAAUCAGAGAGUGUUCCAUGCCCUGCCAUUUUUCGGAGUGGACAUUGAGGACGCAUUCAGCGAGGCAGAGGUGGCCAAGGGCACGUCCGUCAACAGUGCCGUCCCUCUGAUGCUCAAGACCCCCCAGGCCCACACCUCUGGUGGCCAGAGACAGUCAGCAAGAAAUGGCAGGAGGCGCAGAAUCGCUAUCUCCUUCCGUCGCUUCUUCCGCCUGAAUAGAGGCCAGAGUGCUGUGGACCCCAACUCAGCAGCAGCAGAGGAAGAGGAGUGUGAUGUCACAGCAGCUAAGAGUGGCAGGAGGCGGCGAUCGUUGGGCUCCAGAGCGGCCUCUGCCCUGAGGAAGCUGUUUUGCUGCUGCAGGGCUCAGGAGUGACCCCUAGUGGCAGGGAGGGGGGAAGGUGGGAGAGGAGUGUGGUGGCCCAGCACAAGACAACAGAAGGGGGGGGGGGGGGGGUCACAUACAGGUAGAACAUAAGACUAGAGGGGACUCCGCCCCCUUUUUCAUGGCAAUCCUGGUAGCCAUGACUUGAAGGUAGACCUGAGCAAUGGCCAAUAGUUGAAGUGUGCAGCUAAAUAUCUACCGAACUAAAUGAACUUGGCACUUUCCCAUUGUUGUCACAAAUUGCGGGGUCACCUCUAGUCUAUAAUGUUCUACCUCUAUAAAGGGGGGCAUCAAUGGCACGAGGGAGAGAGGAAAAGGAGGCGCAUGAGGGACCUCUAGUGGCAGGCGAGUUGAACUGGUGUGCCAUGCAUCAGUUUUGUCCAGGGAGGAGAAACAAUGCAGUGGCAAGAGGGUGGAAGCUGCAGAGAAGACAGGAGGAAAGAGAAUGAUGGGCAGAUCAUUGCCUGCUCUCCUUAUGCUGACUUUUUUCAUCACCAGCCAAAAUGGUCAAAGUGGCCAGUAAGCUUUCUUUUUCUACCAUCCUGGGCACUGGGCAGUCAUCUUUGUGCAGAUGGGCCCGCCGGACUUAUGAGACUUCUGGUGCCUUCACCUGCUAUGGAACAGAUGACGCUUUCCACUUUAAAAGUGGAAAUGAGAGCUUGUACCUGUCUACUGUUUCGGGGUCUUGCCUGGGGUUCGAUAAUUUGGAGUAAGUAAAGACGAUGAACUAACUUUG